AACUCAUAAACAAACAACAUAUUAAUGUAUAACCACGUUCUCUCGUCUGAGGUCUCCUUGGGGGACCAGCACCAUACACCUCUCCUCCCUACAUUUUCACCAUCUCCCAUUAUAAUGUAGCAUUUAUUUAUUCCAAUUCCAUGUUAUAUAUACCGCCCACACCAGAUACCCAUCUCUCUCGGUCUCUUUUUCUGUACAGAAAUUCUCUCCCCCACCCUGCAAGCAAAGCAGCUUUCACUUUGUUUUCGUUUUUUUAUUUUUUGGGGGGGAUUCUUUCUUUACCUUUCUUUAUAUCUCUCUCCUUUUGGUUUCUGGGUUUCCGUGCUCUCUCAUUGAGAUCUGCUUCAAAAUGGGACUUCUCCAAGGCACUUGCAGUAGCUCAAGGGAGGCACCUUACAGCCCGAAUGACUCUUCCGCUCUAACUAAAAAUCACUACCGUGACUGCAAUGGGCACAAAGUCAAGUCCAUUUUGAGGAAAAUGAUUUGGGAACUUGGUUUGGCACGUUUUCUUCCAGCUCGCCUCAGGCGAAGCUCUAGCAAGAAUCAGAGCGAGGCUGACCAAAACAACACCAUUAGCAACAAGAAUUUGGAACACAACAAGGCAUGGCUGUUAGCAGAGUCUGGUGGGUGUGGUGCGGAGUUGACAAAUGCCGACCCACAAUCGGUUCAUUCAUCUUUCAGGUUCAGUUUUUGCUCCCAGGUUGAACUCGAUACUCUGAAUAUGAAUUCGUCGACUGCUGCUACCGUUUUGAUGGUGAAUUUGGAUAGUGGAAUGACGGAGUCUCGAGCAAGAGAGCUCAAGUGGCGCAGAAUCGAGUCAUUGGAGAGGAGCAUUUCCCCAGUGGCCAAUACUCUGAUCAGAUUCAGCUAUGGUGAUAUUGUUUCGGCUACUCGCAAUUUCUCGAAAGGCAGAGUUUUGGGAAGAGGGGCUUUGAGCUGUGUCUUUAGGGCGAGAGUUGGGCUCUUGAGAACGGCCGUGGCGAUUAAGCGGUUGGACAAGGAAGAUAAGGAAUCUGCAAAGGCAUUUUGUAGGGAAUUGAUGAUUGCUAGCUCUCUUCACAACCCAAAUGUUGUUCCUCUGGUGGGUUUUUGUAUUGAUCCAGAGGAGGGCCUUUUCUUGGUGUACAAGUAUGUCUCUGGUGGAAGCUUAGAGCGCCAUCUGCAUGGGAAGAAGAAGGGCUCAAGAGCUGGUUCUUUACUUCCAUGGUCUGUGAGGUAUAAGGUAGCUAUCGGGAUUGCAGAGGCAAUUGCAUAUCUACAUAAUGGAACUGAGAGAUGUGUCGUUCAUAGAGACCUCAAGCCCUCUAACAUUCUCCUUUCUUCAAAGAAGAGACCGAAGUUAUGCGAUUUUGGAUUAGCUACGUGGACUUCUGCACCAUCAGUUCCUUUCCUCUGCAAAACUGUCAAAGGAACAUUUGGUUAUUUGGCUCCUGAGUAUUUCCAGCACGGGAAAGUAUCCGAUAAAACUGAUGUAUAUGCUUUUGGGGUAGUCUUACUGGAACUCAUUACUGGCCGGAAGCCAAUUGAAGCAAGAAGGCCACCGGGAGAAGAAAACUUGGUCCUAUGGGCAAAGCCCCUCUUGCAGAAAGGGAAAGGAGCCAUUGAAGAGUUGCUUGAUCCACAGAUCAAAUGUACCUUGAAAAAUUCGAAUCAAAUAGCACGAAUGAUUGAAGCAGCAGCUUCCUGCGUAACCAGUGAAGAAUCUCGAAGGCCUGGCAUUGAAGAGAUUAUUGCUGUAUUGAAGGGUGAAGAAUCACCUCUUUUUUCCAAAAGGAAGAAGCCCGGUUUUCUGGGAAACGGAUGUGUUAUUGAUUGUUACCCUCAAUUACAGCAAACCAAUAGUGAGAUGAAAAGUCACUUAGCAUUGGCAAUGCUAGGAGUUUCUGAGUUUGAAGAUGAUGAUAAUUUUUUCUGCCGAUGAGGCAUGUGAAAUUGAACUUUCUGGAUUUUCAGAUUUUUCUGAAAGUUGUUUGUUUGGAGAGACUGACACGUUAGAAGUGGAAGGGUGUUGAAUUUGUAAAUAGGAAUAGGAGUCUAUUGAAUGAUUGGUGUGUACAUAUCUUCAAUUACCUGUCCCUUUUCUACGAGGGAAAAGUGUAAUAGAUCUUUUCAAGUUCAGAGUUCCUUUGGCUAUGAGCCUCAUAAAAAGACAAAGGGGGUUUUAAAAACCUCCGUUUUUUUA
Carya illinoinensis is the source of this 2182-nucleotide messenger RNA. Its product is annotated as probable serine/threonine-protein kinase PBL21. Bases 350 to 1921 code for a protein of 523 amino acids. The record is from RefSeq and is a predicted model, not a curated record. Gene Ontology annotation, molecular function: protein kinase activity; ATP binding. NCBI's taxonomy places the organism in Eukaryota, Viridiplantae, Streptophyta, Magnoliopsida, Fagales, Juglandaceae. Gene Ontology annotation, biological process: protein phosphorylation. The transcript is spliced from 6 exons.